AUGCCUAGUGAGAGUGAAGCAGUACUCAAUAGUAGAGAUGGGAACCGGACCAUUUUAACUCUACCUAAUGAAUUAUUGAUUGAAUCAACUAAUCCAGUAACACUUGAUGAAGAGGAUGAUAAUGACGAAUUCUUCAGGCAAUUCAGAACAGUGAAUCACCAAACAUCAGCUUCAGAUGAAUCAGAUGAAGUUGUACGAUACUUGGUUCUUGAGAAUAUCGGUCUUAAUGACGAUCCAUUAAAAUGGUGGCAAAAUCAUAAAAAUAGUUUACUAGUUCUUGCACAACUGGCGAGGGAAUUCCUGCAACUUCAGUCCCUUGUGAGAGACUAUUCUCAGAUGCUGGGAAUCAUAUAA
Messenger RNA from Paraglomus brasilianum, 354 nucleotides. NCBI's taxonomy places the organism in Eukaryota, Fungi, Glomeromycota, Glomeromycetes, Paraglomerales, Paraglomeraceae. The record is from the annotation of a GenBank genome assembly.